AUGUCUUUAUCAGAAGCCAAUAUCGAUAAGGCACCGAAGGUCGUCCUCCAUUGGCUUGAAGUUUCUCGCUCUCAUCGUAUUUUAUGGUUGUUAGAAGAGAUUGGCGUCAAGUAUGACCUCAAGACCUACAAGCGAACCAAAGCAGGGCUUGCUCCUCCGGAGUUGAAGGAAGUGUACCCUCUGGGCAAGUCCCCCGUGCUUACGAUUGAGCCUCAUGGCUCCACCACGCCUAUCGUACUUGCAGAGUCGGCCGCGAUUACCGAAUACCUGUGCGACUACUUUGGGACAUGGCUUGUCCCCCAACGAUAUCGACAGGGCCAGGAUGGCCAGAUUGGGGGUGAAUCUGAAUCAUGGUUACGAUUCCGGAUGCUUAUGCACUACGCAGAAGGCAGUUUGAUGCCUUUGAUGCUCCUUGGCGUCAUCGUUCAGAAAAUCAGGACGUCCCCUGUACCAUUCUUCAUCAGACCAAUUACGAAUGGUGUGGCAGGCAAGAUUGAAUCAGGCUUUCUAUCGACAAACUUCAAGACUCAUUACGACUUUCUUGAGGGACAAUUGAAGACAUCGCCUGAUGGGGGUGGCUUUUUGUGUGGUAAAGAUCUUACCGCUGCGGAUAUCAUGCUGUCAUUCCCCUUAGAAGCAGGACAGAGCCGUACAGGAUUCACCAAGGAGAAUUACCCACUCGUGUGGGAGUACAUCGACCGACUUCAUGAAAGAGAUGCUUAUAAAAGAGCUACCCAGAAGAUCAUUGAUAUUGAGGGAGAGUUUAAAACCACUCUUUGA
Molecule: messenger RNA, 780 nt
Organism: Exophiala bonariae
Lineage: Eukaryota; Fungi; Ascomycota; Eurotiomycetes; Chaetothyriales; Herpotrichiellaceae
Exons: 3
Coding region: 1-780 (259 amino acids)
Source: RefSeq, a predicted model, not a curated record